UCCCGAUUUAUGGUUGUUUUAUUUGGGAAAACACCAUUUUAGUUUUAUCAUUUUAUGCUUUUUCACGCAGCAGUUUCACCGGUUUGGAUUAUGCAUUGCUGGAUCUCUGUCAAGGAGGUCAAAAUCAGUACGGGGGAUGGACGAGCAGAAAUCAAACUGCGAAGAAAAUGACUCAGCUGAUGACAAUGCCCCUUCAAAGCAACUUGUCUCCUCUGAGGAAGAGUCCAAAGCCCUUUCUGCUGCUGAGGGCGUGUCUGGUGCUACUGCAGCCUCGUCCAGCACUCCUUUCGAGAGCGUUCAAGCUUGUGCGCUUUGUAACUGUGUGGAGCGGAGCCUGCAUGGACAGCGGGAACUGAGACACUUUGGGCCGUCUUCUGAGCGGCCGACCCUCAAGCCAUCAGCUUCACAACUGCCACAGCCUGGAAAUGAUGACCUGUCUUCCAUUGGAUUUUCUGAUUCCCCUUGUCUGGCAUCACUCUUUGAGGACUCAGGGGGAUGUUUGGUUCAUUACUGGUGUGCGGUGUGGUCGGAGGGAGUAAGACGGAUGGAAAAUGAGGAGCUGGAGAACGUGGAUAAGGCCGUUAUCUCAGGGACACAGCGGCUUUGCGAAUACUGCAAAAGGCUGGGCGCAACCAUUCGAUGCCAUGCUGAGGGCUGCUCACGGUUCUACCACUUCCCAUGCUCGGCAGCCAGUGGGUCCUUCCAGUCUAUGAAGCAGUUGGUCCUCCUCUGUCCAGAGCACAUAGACAAGGCAGAAGAGUUGGCAGGUGAGGAGGCUUGGUGUGCAGUGUGUGACUCAGCGGGGGAGCUUAUAGACUUGCUGUUCUGUACGGGUUGUGGCCAACAUUAUCAUGCGGCCUGUCUGGAGAUUGGCGCCACGCCCAUUCAGCGGGCAGGAUGGCAGUGCCCGGAGUGUAAAGUGUGUCAGACUUGCAGACAACCAGGAGAAGACUCCAAAAUGUUAGUAUGCGAUGCCUGUGAUAAGGGCUACCAUACCUUCUGUCUCCAGCCACCCAUGGAUUCUCUUCCCUCUGACCCAUGGAAAUGCAGAAGGUGUCGUGUAUGUACAGAGUGUGGUGUCCGUGGACUGGUGCUUCCAGGUUCGGCCCAGUGGUUUGACAACUACACCGUGUGUGAAGGCUGCCAGCACCAUCGCAGCUCUAUGUGUGGUGUGUGCAGCAAAGCUGCCAACCCAUCUGUCCCUCUGCAGUGCUGCAGCAUAUGCCACAGGUGUGUGCACAGUGAGUGUGCUUUACCGGGGGAGCUUCCAGAAACCAAGUGCAUUUGCAGGCUUUGCAAGGAGGAUCAGCAGCAGCCUGUCACCCAACCAUACAUAACAGAGAUACAAACGAGAGAGGCUUCUGAGGAGACUGAAGGACACAUGGAUUUGAUGGAGAUGACAAUCCAAACGGAUGCACACAUGGUGACCGAAGCGCAAACAGACUUGUCAGAGGUGACACCAGGACAGAAAAGCACAUCAGAGAUGGGUCAGGCUGAGGCCACGACUGACCAAGAGACACCCAUGGACUUGGGGGUGGAGUCUUCAGUUGUUGAGACAACAGACGUUGGAGAGAAAAUCAUGGAGGAUGAGCUGCAGGUAGCAACAGAAAGAUUGACUUCUGAGGUGCCAGCUGCUCCACUUGAGUCCACAGAAUGUGCAACAAAAGAACAGAGAACCUCUUGUCUACCUGUUGAUGAAGAGAGAGCAGAAGAGGCAGUCACCCAGGUGACUCAAGCAACCCCUUCCCAGGACCACACAGCGGAGACACAGUCUGACCACCCUGAAGCAGAACCAACACCGGUGUCACAGCAGGGCCCUGAAAAUAUGGAGGAGGAGAAGCAGGAGGCCACUCCCUCAGUGGAACAAGAAGUAUCACCAGAGCCAUUGAAUAAUGGCUCUCAUGGCACAGAACUAUUCAUUAAGGAUCCACAGAAGUUACCAGCUUCUCCUCCCUCUGUGGACAAAACGGAGCAUUUUCCCUUGGAUAAUCGACAGGAAAGAAGUUCAUGCCAGGACCCCCAGUCUCCUUCUCCUCUUUCUUUAUCUGUAGACACACAAGAGGCCCUCUCUUCUAUGGAAAUGGAGGGGAGGUUACUACCUCACUCUGAGGAGGAGGAGGAUGAUGAUGAUGAUGAAGAAGAGUAUGAUGAGCAAAUGAAAGGAGAAGGACUUAAUGAGGACAUAAAGGAGGAACUGCAGGAGCAAGAGGUUAAGCGGGAAUUACUGCUGGACGAGAUGUCUAAUAUGAGCCAUGGAGAUGAGAGCAGCAGUGGCUUUCUGGGCUCUCCAGGAGAAGCAGAUCCUCAGCUCUCCAUGGAGUUUGGCCUUGUACCUGCUGGCCGCUCACACACCGAUAACCUGCUCACUGAGACUGAUGACUCGCUUCCCUUUGAACCCUUCAGAAGCGACAGAGAGAAGGCAAAACGCAGAGGAUCCCCAGGCCGCUCACGGGUCAAACAGGGGCGAAGCAAUAGUUUUCCUGGGAAGCGUAGACCUCGAGGGGGUGGUGGUGGAGGGAGAGGGCGUGGUGGGAGGUCACGCCUCAAAGCCAUGGCCUCCUGCAUUGAUGCUUUCUUGCUAAGCAUGGCCACAGACACUGGACUAAGUAAGGAGGAAGAAGAUGAGGAAGAUGACACCAUGCAGAACACAGUAGUUCUUUUCUCAAACACCGAUAAAUUUGUCCUGCUCCAGGAUAUGUGUGUUGUGUGUGGCAGUUUUGGAAAGGGUGCGGAGGGGCAGCUGUUGGCUUGUGCUCAGUGUGCCCAGUGUUACCAUCCUUACUGUGUGAACAGCAAAAUCACCAAGACGAUGCUCCGUAAAGGCUGGCGCUGUUUGGAAUGUAUUGUGUGUGAGAUGUGUGGAAAGGCUUCGGACCCCUCCCGUCUGCUGCUGUGUGAUGACUGUGAUGUCAGCUAUCACACCUACUGCUUGGACCCGCCCCUGCACAAUGUUCCCAAGGGUGGUUGGAAGUGCAAAUGGUGUGUGUGCUGUGUGCAGUGUGGUUCUAACUCCCCGGGUUUCCACUGCGAGUGGCAGAACAACUACACCCACUGUGGCCCCUGUGCCAGCCUCGUCACUUGUCCAGUAUGCAGAGAGAACUUCAUGGAGGAGGAGCUCCUGCUGCAGUGUCAGUACUGCGAUCGAUGGGUCCAUGCUGUCUGUGAGAGUCUGUACACAGAGGAUGAGGUGGAACAAGCUUCUGAUGAGGGCUUUGCAUGCACAUCCUGCACUGCAUAUGUUCCAAAACCUGUGGUAGUAGAGUCAGCCAUUAUGGCUUCAAUAAAGAUCAAAGAGCCAGAACCCCAGUUCUACCGGUUGGAGGGUGUGUGGCUGACGGAGUCGGGUAUGUCCCUGCUUCGCAGCAUCUCCAUGUCUCCCCUGCACAAGAGACGGCAGCGUCGCUCCCGUCUCGGCACUCUGUGUUGUGAAGGAGGUCCUGACGGAAUGGAUCUGAGGGAGGUCGAAGAAGGGGAGGAUGGAAAAGGCUGUGGGGAGCCCAUGGAAUGUGAUUCCAAGAUGGAGAACCCAGGGAGCCCUGACAGAGAAGGUGGUGCAGAGGGAGGUACUGAAGGCAUGGCUGACUGCGAGGGUCUCAAAGGAGGAGCAGAGGAGACAGAGGAUAGCAAAAAAAGAAAACGGAAACCUUACAGGCCUGGAAUUGGAGGUUUCAUGGUGCGACAAAGGAAGUGUCACACACGGAUGAAGAAAGAAUUUUUUGCCCAGCUGGCUGGAGAGACUACGUUAGAUGGACAGCCAAUAGAGCGAACCAUUGACGAAGAUAACAUAAUGGAUCCUAAACCAGUGGAGGGCGAGGAACAGGCCAAGAAACGUCGGGGACGGAAGAAGAGCAAACUUGAAGACAUGUUUCCAGCUUAUCUCCAGGAGGCUUUCUUUGGGAAGACGCUAAUAGACUUGAGUAAGAAAGCUGUGAUGACACCCCCAGGGCAGAGGCCAGGCGCAUGCCUUGUCCGACCUUCAUUACCAGCUCCAUCAGGGGUCAAAACUACUGCCCCAGAGACUGAGGAUCGUGUGGUGAAAGAUAAUUUUCCUCUCAAGCAAGAGGGGGGUGAGGCCCCCCAGGCUCAGGGAGAAGCAGGGGUUUCUGCACCAUCCUCAUCGCUGAGGGACCAGGCGUCAACUGAUCCUCAUGACUCUGAUGCAGAAAAAAGUGAAGGUCUUCCGCAAGGGGUGGAGAGUCAAGACUCUGAGCAGUUCUUCAGAAAGGUUCUGGGAGUGUCAGACGGCUCCUCUUUGGGGGGCAUGAAGCCCAUCUUGGAGGGCAGUAAGGGAGAACUCAAUCGUAGCACUCUGCCGCAGAGAGCUCUCCUCUCAGGUACAAUAACCUCUCAUAUGGUGUACAGGGACCGAGGAGGACUGUUCAGUCCAGAAGGGGGUGAGGAAAGCCCCUGGGCAACUCCCUCCACCCCAGCAACCCCCUCCUCCCCACCGACCCCCACUGAGGCAGAAGGCGAUGGGCUGUCCUACAACCAGCGCAGUCUCCAGCGCUGGGAGAAAGAUGAGGAGCUGGGAGAACUCUCAACCAUUUCCCCUGUGCUUUAUGCCAAUACCAACUUUCCAACUCUCAAACAGGACUACCCAGACUGGGCUAGUCGCUGUAAGCAAAUCAUGAAGGUCUGGAGGAAGGUGUCCGCUGCUGAUAAGGUUCCAUACCUGCAAAAGGCCAAAGAUAACCGAGCAGCUCAGCGGAUCAACAAGGCGCAGAAGCAGGCAGAAAGUCAGGUGUGCAGGCCAGUCAAGACAGAGGGAGUGCGUGUGAAGACCGAACGGCCCAGUUUACACCUCCAGAUCCCUCCACCUUCAGGCUCUACGUCAAUCUCUUCCCAGCCCAGCUCUGCAGAAAGCCCAUUUCCCUUCCCUCCAGAUUCAGGAUCAUCCUCUGUCUUUUUCUCAGAUGGACCUGUUAAGACACCGGGAUCAGCUGAAAUCCGGACAGAUCCCUUGGCCAUGCUUCCUCCUCAAUCUCCCCAUUCUCACUCUCACCCAAACACACCCUUCUCCCAUGCUGGGGCCAGCCCCUUACAGGCCUCUUCCUCAGGUUAUUCCGCUUCCGGCCCACAGGGUCCUCCUCAGGGACGGCCAGCCAGUCUUGGCCCCUUUGACAUGCAACCAGGAACUCCUGGAACCCCCAGACGGGCUCAGCAGGUUGACCCCUACUUCAGAUCACAGCUGCAGCAGCAACAGGGUCAUCAAUCACAGCAAGGCUCUCAGGAGUCCCUAGGUCCUCCAGAAAGUCCUCAUUCAAGAGGCGCAGGGCUUGGGGAGUCGCCCAUCUUCUCGCCACCCCACAAUACCCACUAUGGAGACCCUUACAGAACCCAGCAAGGGAUGGGACGGCCAGAGUAUGGUUUAUCCCCAUCACCCUCUGCAGUAGCUUCCUCCCCAGCAAGCACAGGACAGUACAGGGCUGAAAUGAGUGCACCUUCUCCACGCUCCUCUGCAGUUGGAAGACCUGAUCUAUCCACCGGCUCUCCUGCUGGGAUGCUGGAGUCUGGAGAUGGAUUAUUCAAGGCACCUAUGACACCACGAAUGCACCAAGGGGAUGGUGGGGCACUUCAUCCUGGAGCUUCCCCUAGCCACCACUCUGAAGGCUACAGGCAGUCUCCCUCCCACCCUUUCUCUGACCCCCAUGGUCAGCCACCACUGACUCCCAGACCGCAGUCAGGUGACAAUUGUUCUCUUGGACCCCAGAGACACCCUGUAGCUCAACAGGAACUAUGCCCUAGAGUGCCCUCCAGCCCACAGUCCCAGGGCAGCUCUCAGUCUCCCCACACUCCUGGUUGCCUCUCCAAUGAUGCUUACUCUGUCCAUUCUCCUGCCACGCCUCGUUUCCAAUCCCCAGACCCUUGUUCUCAGCCACCUUCAAGGCCACAAUCUAGAGACCCUUUUGCUACUAUCCACAAACCCCCUCGCCCCCCUUCGGUUGCCCCAGAGGGAACUGCAAGUUACAAAAGCUCACCUCAUCCUAAUCAGCCACUUCCAUCCCAUCCCACCAACAGUUCCAUAGGGGAUCCUCUCUCUGGUAAACCGUCAGCACCUCCUACCUUCAGCUGCAGUCCUAGCACGGGAGGCUUCCAAAUAACCCAACAGCAGAAUCAGAUGUUACAGGGUCAUCUUCAGCAACAACCGCCACAAACUCAGCAGACUAUCGGGGCAGACAGCUUCAGCUCCAGGGUGCCAGCUCUUUCUGGAUCUCAAGAACUACCAGCUGUCCGCCCACCAGACACACCUCUUCAGCCAGCUUUACCAGGCGCUCAAGAAAUGCCUGAUAUUUCAGCAGUGCAGGACCCUGCAUUAGUUGGCCUUAGCCCCUCUGAGCUAGAGAAGCACCGACAGCGACUGAGACUGAGGGAAUUCUUAAUCAGACAACAAAUGCAGAGAAAUUCCAUUAGACAAGAGAAGGAGGCUGCUGCUGCUGCUGGCAGUGCAUCCCCUGGCUGGUCUGGAGGAGAGAUGGGAGCCUUUCAACAAGACAAGGCCCACAGAGCACCACCACCUUAUCCACAGGAUCGUGUUGCUGCAACUACUGCUGGACCCCAGGCUUCUGUUGCAGGGAAGAUGCCCAUGGCUGUUGGAGGUAUGGAGGACAAGCUCAUUCGCCCACCACCUGCAGGAACUCCUGCCAUUAUGGAUCCUAGUGCACUAAGGCCACAAGGGCCCACCAGACCUCAGGGCAUGUUUGCCCGUCCACCCUUCCCUCCUCAGUGGCAAGGCCAGGCUCCAGGUCCAAGGAGGUUUCCCCAGCCUGGCAUGGAGGCCUUGGGCUUAAGGCCCAAUCUUAACCCUGCUGUCAACAUCCAGGGUAUGGAAGGCAUGGGUAACCCUCAUGCCAUGAUACCAGGAAAUGGAGGAGAGACCAUGCAGCCAAUGGGUCAAGGACCCCCACCACAAUUCAUUGAAUUGAGACACAACUCACAGAGGCUACCCCUACGACCUCAGUUUAUGCCCCGUGGACCCCAGCCCAGACAACGUCUCUUUGUCCCACAGCAAGAGAUGGCAGCACCUUAUGUUCAACAACAUCCCAUAGCUCAAGCUGGUGGAAUUCAAACAGAGGGGGGCAGCAACUCACAGCUAGGGUUACAGCAGGGUGGACUAUCGGUUUUACUGCCUCAGCAGUCAACGGGGCCAGUAAGACAACAGCCCCAUCUGCAGCCCCAGGCAGCUUCUUCCACUCCAAACAUUCCUAGCAGUGAGCAGCAUCAGCUUCGACAACCAAGCCUAGUCUCACAGUCCCAGCCUGCCACUGCAGAAAAUAGUGAGGAACUGCCAGAGCCUGACCUUGAGGAGCUUGGGGAUGCCCCAGGGGAUGGAGGUGUGGAAGAUGAGGACGAUUUGGCUUUAGACUUGGACCCUGACAAAGGAGAUGAUGACUUGGGCAACUUGGACAACCUUGAAACCAAUGAUCCACAUCUAGACGACUUGCUCAACAGUGAUGAGUUUGACCUGCUGGCUUACACCGACCCUGAACUGGACCAAGGAGACCCUAAAGAUGUCUUCUCAGACCAGCUGCGGUUGGUGGAAGCAGAAAGUGAAGCACCUUCAUCUUCCUCCGGAUCUGCGAUUGUUAAAGUGGAAGGAAAAGCCAAGCUGGAGCCAGGACAGAAGUCUCUCACAACAGCCCCUGCCAGUGCAAGGGGGUCUGCUACCCAACUGCUACCCUCUGCACAAACUGUUGACCCCUCCAAGGUCAAAGUAGAGGACAGAGGUCUGACUCAGCUGCAUCCAGGACAGACUGUGGUGAAAGAUGAAAUCGGAGAGGCUGUGUCAAUGCUUCUUGGUGGGACCACACCAUCAGCCAAGCCUGCACAACCAGAAAACCAGUCAGCUUCACUUAGUUCUGUUCGAUUAGGGGGACUUCCCUACCCCCUGCCAGGUCAAGCUGAUGAAUUGCCUUUUCCUCCAGCUGCUCCACAUGCAGAUAUUGGUGAGGAUCCGCUGGGGCUGCCUGAUGUAGGGGGACAGCACUCCCCUGCUGUAGAUUUAGCAAAGGUAGAGAGCUCUUUAGAUGGUGAACUGCCCCUUCUAAUACAGGAUCUGCUGGAGCAUGAGAAGAAGGAACUACAGAAGCAGCAACAGCAGCAACAACAGCUCAGUUCCCUCCACCAGGCAGGCAUGACACCUAAUUUUCCUGGCCUCUCAGGUCAACAGCCGAAUCCACAGGCACCUGGACAGAUAAUGCUGCCAAACCACCAUCGUCCACCACCCCAAGGAAUGAUGGCUCAGCCAGGGAUGGUACACCGUGCUCCACACAUGUUGCAACAGCAGCAGCAGCAGCAAAGGCUUAUGGGAACUGGAAUGGCACCUCCACCUCACAUGAACAUGGCCCAGCAGCAAGCCAUGGUUAGGAUGGGGCAGCCAGGGAUCCAUACAGGUGUCAGUCAUCCACCGCAGCCAGUUGCGAAACCACCUCUGGCCAACAACUUCUUCCCCGAUAAAGAUUUAGACAAAUUUGCUACUGAUGACAUCCUGGAUCCCAUUGCCAAGGCAAAGAUGGUGGCACUUAAGGGUAUCAAGAGAGUGUUGGCCCAGGAUCCAAUGGCUGUUCCCUCUGGCAUUAACAGGCAACAAGUUUCUUUGCUUGCUCAGAGGCUGGCCUCGGCACCAGGCACAGAUCCAGCUCAACUUACAUCUGGACCUCCAAAGGAGGGAGAAACGAGUGAUCCUAACCAGUCGAGACCUAACCCUCCCCAGUUUGUGCAAGGAAUCAUUAAUGAUGCAGAACAGCACCAGUAUGAAGAAUGGCUUCUUCACACCCAGCAGUUACUCCAAAUGCAGUUGAAAUUUUUGGAGGAACAGAUUGGAGUUCACCGCAAAUCACGCAAGGCACUGUGUGCUAAGCAACGCACUGCUAAGAAAGCUGGCAGGGAGUUUGCUGAGGCAGAUGCAGAAAAACUAAAGUUGGUUACAGAAGAACAGAGCAAAAUUCAGAAACAGCUUGACCAGGUACGCAAGCAGCAGAAGGAGCACACCAAUCUCAUUGCAGAGUACAGAAGCAAGCAGCAGCAACAUCAGCAAAGCUCAGGUAUUCUUACCCCAGGUCAUUCUGCACAGGGGGCCCCCCCUCACAUGUUUUCCAAGAUGCCUGGCCAGAUGAUAAUGGGCCAACAGGGAACACCAGUAAUGGGCCAGCACCCUGGUGUGAUACCCCAAGGUGGAAUGCCUGUCAGGAUGCCCCAAGGGCAGCCCUUUAUUGGUGGAGCCCAACCCCAACUUCCUCCAGCUCUCGGAGCCAGUGGUGCCAGUGGUGUCAGGGCCCCAGGUCCUCCUGGGGCUCCAACUGGAUUCUUCCCACAGGGGCCUGCAAUGCAAGGUGCAGAUCCCAGGCUUCUCCAAGAAAGACAACUCCAACAUAGGAUGCAGAUGGCAAAACUCCAGCAGCAGCAGCAGGUAAUGAUGGGCCAGCAACCGAUGCCACACCCAAAUAAACAGUCUGGCUUAAUUGCUCAGCCACCGACCGGUAUGAUGGGAAACCCACUGAUGGCCCAACAACAAGCAAACACUCAACAGGGAAUGCUAGGCAACCAGGCCAGUCCGCAGAGCAUGGUGCAGGUUCCACAAGGAAUGGUUGGAGUCCAGUCUGUGGCUCCACUGCCACAGAACCUUGUAGGAGGUCAGCCUAUUAACCAUGCUCAAGCCAUGAUGGCAGUUCAACCAGGGAUUAUGGGGAACACGCCAGUUGCAUCAUCACAGCAACAGAGGCCUCAGCUGAUGAUGGGUCAGCAGGGAAUGAUUGGCUCUCCAGGUCAUCCAGGCCUCAGGGGCCCCCAUUCCCAAUUGACUCCACAACAACAGAACAUUCUGGCCCAACGCAUGCUUGCAUCUCAGCAGCAGCAGCAGCAGCAGCAAAAUGUUGCAAAGAAUUUGGCCCACCUUCAGCAGCAGCAGAUGGCACAGCAAAGACAACAAACGCAGUUGAUGAGUCAAAACAGCCAAGAGCAGGGAGUGCUCUCCCAACCCUCUACCCCACAGAUGGGCUCCUCGCCUUCAGCAGGAAGUAUAACGCCACAGGGAGCUACAGACAACCAAAACUCAGGCCCUAGAGAGGGUGGGAUCCUCAGCCCUGAUUCAAGAACGCCACCUCAACAGAGUGGACCCUCCACUCCCAAUCAGAUGUCCCAACUAGGCUCUGCAAAUGAUCAUCAAACUGAUUUGGGACGACAGCAAUUACAACAGCAGCAGCAUCAAAACCAGAUUUUUAUGGCCCAGCAGCAACAAUCAAAUCCUCAGUCUGUACCUGAGCAACAAAUGGGUUUGGUUGGAAACCAACAAACUGGUGUGCUUCAGCAACAACUUCCACUUAGUCUUCAGAGGCAAGGUUCCCUCAGUGUUGACAAGCCCAUUUUGAUGACUGUUAAAGAGGAAGGGAAACCAAUUGAUUUCUUAGCUCAGCAGCAACAACAGCAAACAGUUCAAAAUGCCAUGCAGCAGUCACAAGAUUCCAACAUCCAGCAGCAGAUCAUAGUCCAGAACCAUCCUGGCCAGCCACCGUCUGUUGUGAUGGGCCAUAGUCCACAACAUCAAGCCCUCAUGGCCCAGCAGCAAAAACAACAGGCCAUGAUGGGCAUGAUGAGAGCCCAGCAACAAGGGAUGAUGGCACAGAGGCCUGUGGUUCCUCCUGGACAGAUCCGCACCCCUAUCAACAUCCAGGCUAUUAUUGCUCAGAAUCCUCAGCUCCGCAAUCUUCCCCCAAACCAGCAGAUACAGCACAUUCAGGCCAUGAUUACCCAGAGGCAGCUCCAACAAGGACAGAUGCUGCGGAUGUCAAUGGGUCAAGGCCAGCAAAGUCAGUUGAGGCCUCACAUGCCACCAGGACAGAUGCCACAGGUUGUGCAGCAGAUGCCAUAUGGAUCCAUGGGGAAGCCAGGAGCAGUGGGCACUCAGCAAUCAGGCAUGUUGGGCCAACAACCUUGUGUUGCUCCCCAGAUGCAGCAGGGCAUGAUAGUCCCUGGGCAACAACAGCCACAAGUAGGAGAGAUGAUGCAGCAACAUAUUAUGAGAGGCCAGGUACCAGUGCCACCUGCACCCAUGGACCAGGGCCGAAUGGUUAGGCCAACAUCUCCACGUCAGCCAAUAGCCAACUCUCCUGGGCACGCUUUUAAUCAAGCUAUGGGGAUGCGUCCACCUACUCCCAACCAGAACCAACAAGCACUAUUGGCAGCUGCGGCAGCCCGCAUGCAGGGUUCUCCAUCUCAUGCAUAUUCUCCAAGGGGUCCCUUUGGCAUGAGCCCAGCCCACCCGGCCUCACCUCAUUCAUCCAGUGUCUCUUCACCUUCUGUAGCUGACAGUAGGGCUGGAAGGGGGAGUCCGUACAGUCAUGUCAAGGCCUCUCCACUCAGGUCACCUGGAGCCAAAAGUCCGCUUGAUUGUCCAGGACUGAAAAUAGAAGCUCUGUCAUCAGGCAAUGAAACAUCUCAUUCUGCCUCUGUUAUUCCCAAUGGUCCACAGAAAGGCAUGAAUGUUCAGCAACAGUCGCAGCAGGGCACAGAGACCCAUGGUUCUCACACACAACAUGGCUCUAGAGUAGGGGAACUAUGCAAGAUAACUCUACAGAACAUUAAACAGGAACCAAGAGAGGUUCAGUGUGAUGGUGCACCAGAGGCUCAUCCUGGGGCUAUAAAGCGAGAAACAAUGGGUGAGGCAAUUUCUUCUGGGAACAACACUAGCUUUAUUAAUACUGGAAACAUGGCUGGAGACCCUGGGACUCAAGGCCCUCGAUCUGAGACUGGUCAGCAACUACUACAGAAACUUCUGAGAACCAAGAACCUUCAGCUUGGUGCUCAGAGGCCUUCUGAAGGCAUCCACAAUGAGAUAAAUGGCCACAUCAACAGCAAACUAGCAAUGCUGGAACAAAAACUCCAAGGGACUCCACGAAAUAUGGAGGAUUUACAGUCUAUAACAAAAAGGGCUCCUGCACAAAAGCCAAAGCGCACUAAUAAGGCAACUGGAGACCGAGGGCCUAAUGCACGGAAGAAGAAUAAGAAGGAAGAAGUCGGAAAAAGUGCUGAAGCCCUGAUUAAGCAACUUAAACAGGGUCUCUCUCUGUUGCCCCUGAUGGAGCCUUCAAUCACUGCCAGUUUGGAUCUGUUUGCCCCUUUUGGAAGCAGCCCAGCCAAUGGCAAAGCCCAGCUCAAAGGAUCUUUUGGAAAUGCAGUGCUGGAGAAUAUCCCAGACUACUAUUCUCAGUUACUCACAAAGAGUAACCUCAGCAACCCACCAACACCCCCAUCUUCCCUGCCACCUACUCCUCCACCUUCAGUACAGCACAAGCUGUUGAAUGGAGUGACUACUGUGGAGGAGCUUUCUGAGGGUCAGAAAGACACAGAGCCAGCAGAAGAGCGAAUGGAUUCUGUUAAAGAGGAGGUGAAGAGUGUAGACAUUCUAGCAGCUCUCCCCACCCCACCACAUAACCAGAAUGAGGACAUCAGGAUGGAGAGUGAUGACGAGGAUGCCCCAGAAAGCAUCAUCCCGGCAUCAUCCCCUGAGAGUAACGUAGGAGAUGAAACGCCACGUUUCCCUCACCUACGGGAGCCUAAAGAGGAGGAGACGGAGAGAGCAAUAUCCCCCAUCAUCCCCCUCAUACCCCGUACUGCCAUCCCAGCAUUCCCAGAAAACAAACCAUUUGAGGCAGCAGAUAGCAAGGUGGUUUCCACAACUAACCAUUGGGACCAGGCCAAGAACAACGAAGUGUCUGUUACCUUCACAUUGUUUUUUCAUGCACAGUUAAAACAAAGUGACUUUUUUUUUCUCCAGAAACUGAACCAUGUCAUGAUGGCCAUGGCCCAGCUGCUUAAUAUUAGGAUGCCAGGUUCUUAUGAGGUGACCUUCCCUCCCCAAAACCCUGACAUGCCUGGAGUGGACGGGCCUGGGAAAGGACCUGACCAGUCAGGGGCUCUGUGUACAAAAGACAGUGCUUCACCCAGUCAGGAUGAGUGGCUAAGGCAAUUUGACGUGUCUCUACCAGGCUGUACAUUAAAGAAACAAGUGGACAUUCUAGCACUUAUUAAACAGGAAUUCUCAGAAAGAGAAGACAAACCGGCCCAGCACUGUUACACAACCAAAGUAAAUGACUUAGAUGUACGCCACCUUCCUCCUAUACCAGUGGAAGAAUCUCCACCCCCAUCACCAUCCCCUCCACAUCCUCCCCCACCUGUCCCAGUUCCAACUAGUGAAGCUGAACCUUCCAAAAAAUCUGCUUCUCCAUCCCCUCCUCCCUCCACUCCCACCAUAGUCCAGAUCAAGACUGAGCCGGAACAGGAUGAUGGUCCUCCUAUUGAUGCUGCUCAACCAACUGAUAUCAAAGAGUCUGAAGUUGCUGCUCAACCAGCUGAAGUCACAGAGUCUGAAGUUGCUGCUCCAGAGUCGGUCACUGAUCCAGUAACUGCCUCUGCAGUUCCACAUCCCACUGUUCCUACUGAAGAUCAUCUGAUUACUGCUAUCAAGGAGGAGUACUUGGCCACUGAUCAAGCUCAACCUCCUCAAGAUUCUCCCAACAAUAUGGAGUCUUCCCCUAAGGCUGUCAAGCAGCGCAGGCCUCUCUCCCCUAAUGAGGAGGUGGUACAUCCCAAAGUGAAAAAAUGGAAGGGGAUUCGCUGGAAGCGCCUUCAGAUUGUCAUCACAAUACGUAAGGGUGGGUCUAAGAAAGAGAGCAGCCGCGAAGUGUCUGAGCUAAUGGAACGCCUGCGCAUUACUCUUCGACCAGACCGACUGCCUCGUGAUAAACGUAAAUGCUGCUUCUGCCAUGAGGAAGGUGAUGGAGCCACAGAUGGGCCUGCCCGGUUGCUGAACAUUGAUGUGGACUUGUGGGUGCACCUCAACUGCGCCCUGUGGUCCACAGAGGUGUAUGAGACACAGGGGGGUGCCCUCAUCAAUGUGGAGGUAGCCCUGCGUCGGGGAUUGCGGACUCUUUGUGCAUCCUGCCAGAAAACGGGUGCUACAAACAGCUGCAACAGAAUGCGCUGCCCGAAUGUCUACCACUUCGCCUGUGCCAUCCGGGCACGCUGCAUGUUCUUUAAGGACAAGACCAUGUUGUGCACCCAGCAUAAGCUGAAGGGCCCUAGUGAAGACGAACUCAGCAUGUUUGCUGUUUUACGGCGCGUCUACAUUGAGCGUGAUGAGGUAAAGCAGAUUGCCAGCAUCUUACAGCGAGGUGACCGUAUCCACCUGUUCCGUGUUGGAGGUCUCAUCUUUCAUGCUGUUGGCCAGUUGCUGCCAUCCCAGAUGGCCAACUUCCACUCACCCACUGCCAUCUUCCCUGUUGGCUAUGAGGCCACACGCAUCUACUGGAGCACGCGUGUGCCCAACAAGCGCUGUCGCUACCGCUGCCGCAUCAACGAGGAUGACGGUCGGCCCCUCUUCGAGGUGCGUGUUCUGGAGCAUGGCAUGGAGGAUUUGCAGUACCGUGAAACUACUCCAGAGGGGAUCUGGGAACGGGUGGUCCAGCAGGUGGCUAAAAUCCGAGAGGAGUCAUCCAUGUUGAAGCUGUUCACUGAACAUGUCAAGGGAGAGGAGAUGUAUGGCCUCACAGUUCAUGCUGUCAUGAGAAUCACUGAGUCGUUGCCUGGAGUGGAGAACUGCCAGAACUACCAGUUCCGAUAUGGCCGUCACCCUCUGAUGGAGCUCCCUCUUAUGAUCAAUCCCACUGGCUCUGCUCGGUCUGAGCCCAAAGUCCCCACACAGUGCAAGAGGCCUCACACUCUAAAUAGCACCAGCGUGUCAAAGGCCUACCAGAGUACCUUCACUGGAGAGCUCAACACACCAUACAGCAAGCAGUUUGUUCACUCCAAGUCGUCCCAGUAUCGGCGCCUGAAGACUGAGUGGAAGAACAACGUGUAUCUGGCACGAUCCCGCAUUCAGGGCCUGGGUUUGUACGCUGCGAAGGAUCUGGAGAAGCACACAAUGGUCAUUGAGUACAUUGGCACUGUCAUACGCAACGAAGUGGCCAAUCGGCGUGAGAAGGUCUACGAGGAACAGAACCGCGGGAUCUACAUGUUCCGCAUCAACAAUGAGCAGGUGAUAGAUGCCACUCUGACAGGAGGCCCAGCUCGCUAUGUCAACCAUUCCUGUGCCCCGAACUGUGUUGCAGAAGUUGUAACAUUUGACAAAGAAGACAAGAUUAUCAUCAUUUCCAGCCGCAGGAUCCCCAAGGGAGAAGAGCUGACCUACGACUACCAGUUUGAUUUCGAGGACGAUCAGCACAAAAUCCCUUGCCAUUGUGGAGCCUGGAAUUGCCGAAAGUGGAUGAACUAACCAGAAGAAAGAAAAAUGGAGAAUUCCCCUCUCAAUGGUGCCAGACUCCUGCGCCAAAGCCUUUGAAUCCUACAUAGCCAGUGCAUAAGCUGUUGAGAAAGAUGAGGAGGAAAGCUGCCCUCCUCCAUUGAAAGACUAAAGCGUUGACACCUGUAGCCAAAGGUUUGAAGAGCAUUAAUCAAUAAAAGCAACCGACCACCUCCAUCAACAGCAGUUUGAUGGUGGGACUAACUUUCAUGUUUGGACUAGUGAAACCUUUUCCUCAAAAAAAACCUUAUUCCCUCCCCCCCCCCCGCGGCUGUCAAUAUUCUUACAGUGGCUGGAAAACAAUCCUCAACAUCUACCAAAUGAUUCUGACCCUCUGAUAUCAAUACUCGUAGUGCAGAGCUCACCUUGAGCUUCGACAAAAAGCCAUUUUAAAAUGCUAAGAAUGAACUAAUGAUGCAUUUUUAUGUUUUAAGUCGGACCUAUUUCCUGUCCCUCCUGACCACACCUCCCCCCCCCCCUCACCUCCCAGAAAAGGCACUUUCCCAUCAAGUCAUCAAUGAAGACAACACGGAUAUUGGCUAGCUAGACAAUCUUGAUGUGGCUCUGUGUUAAGAGCUACAUAUGAUCGAUGGGGGGGGGGGGGAGAUGUAAGUUAAUAUAAAAUUUGAGAUGCUAUUGAUGUGUGGCUCCAGAGGCACCAGAUGUUCUGACUGUGUGGAGUCCCAAGGUGGGUUAGUCGGACCCAGUCUACCUCAUUGAUUUAGCGGGAAGUGACUGCUUUGUAUAAAAACUUUUAACUGCUACUGUGGAAGGGGGGGAGGGGGAAUGUUUUUAUGGGCUUAGCCUUCUCGGACAAGCAGGGAAUAUUAAGCAGCAGGUUUGCUCUAUCUACUCUAUGCUGAUGAUUUACAAUAAUGAGCCAACAUAAUUAUUAUUCAUUAAUUGUUUAUACAGAGGAAAUAUAUGACAGUUUUGAUAAGAUAUUGCAUUAAAAUCACAAUCAGAAGCUUAGCGGGUGUCUUGUAUGCCACCAAAUCCUCCUGGACAUUGAUGUAGCUUUGUUUUUGUUCCUUUUUAUUUAUGCUACUCAAAAAGCAAGUUAUCAGCUGUGUGAAAGCACAAAACCAUCCACCUUUGAGUUGCUUAAAGACCGUAAUGGUGUGAGUGAAUGGCUCCAGGAUCAGAGAACACGCAGUCUUUUGAAGAAGACUUUGCUGUCCAAAAUAACCAAGUACACAUUUGCUUGUUGCUUCACACAUUAAAGUUCCACUUGCUGAAAGUCAGCCUGUGGAUGCAUGACUACUGUCCCAUUAAAUGCUUUUUAUUUUUUAUUUUUUUCCCCCCCUUACAAAUCAAUCUUUUCACAACUCAACCUUAAACUUUAAAUCAUGCCUCUUGCUCUCUGUAUUAUUUAGUGGACUGUUGUUAAACUUUACUGUAGUAAGUAUUCCUCUGCCUGAGUACAGCCUGCAGUGUUUCUACUUCCCCUGUAGUGUGCUUUUCUAGUGCUGGUACUGUCCUCUCAAGGCUGAACUGAUGGCAGGGAAAGACUUAUUGGAAAAAAGGGCAUUUGUUUUCAUUUCUAUGUAAGAUGAAAGAAAAAAAAGUCUUUAAAGGGAGCUUUACUAAAACUCCACCUUUCCAUACUACUUUGUUCCCCCCUCCCCCUAACCUAAGACCUCACAUGAUUUAAAAAUGCAAAGUUGUACAAACUGUAUAUAGUAUAUGCAUUAGGGGACAGCAACUCUUUAUCCAGCCCCUUUGUAAUCAAUAAAGUCAAAUGUGUAGAGAAAUAAAAUUGAAAAAAAAUUCAACCACUGGAUAUCAUUUUAACAGAGAUAAAGCUGUAUAUAAAUAUAAAUAUAUGUAAAAUGGCAAACUAAUAUCUUUAUGUAUAUGAACCAGAGUGUUUUGCAUUUACCUGUUUUUCUAUUAGUGUUUUUGCUAUAAGCUCUCAGAGACAAGUUUGUUAAAGAAAUGUCUGGUCUUCUCCAAUCAGCUGCGACGAGAAGCCGAUGUAAUUACAUAACUGUUUGGAUUCACGUGGAGGGUCGUAAAUUAGACAUGAAAAUCACUUAUUGCGUAAAGCAGUACAAUGGUGCAUAGCAUUUGUAUUUAUGUAAUAUUGUUCGUGUUUAUUUUUCUUUUUAUUUAUGCUACUGCUUGUUGAUUACCAAAACCUGUCCCUUAAACUGUCACAAUUGGAUUAAUAUACUCUUGAAUGGAAAAUCUUGAAUUCCCUUGGAUAUUGUUAGUGUUUUGCUUUUUUAUAUCUUCCCUAUAGAAGUGAAUGUGUUGGUAAACCUUGUGAAAUGGUUCCUUGGCCUAAUGUAUGUUAUGAUGUAAUACUCAAAGUUAAUCCCAUACUUAACCUGGUAAUGAAUUGCACUCUCAUAGUAUAAUGGAAAACUUCUCUAAAGUGGUAGAUAUUGAUCAAGUAUCAAGCAGUGAUAUAUAUAUUUUUUGGUAUGUUUCUAUUUCAAGGGAAGACCAUGACAAGACAUGACGCUCACUGGAUUUUAGCCUGAAUAAUUUUUAACUUCUCUGAAUCUUAAUUUAAGUUCUCUGCAUAUCUUAUAAUUUAAUAAAGUUUGCUCAAAUUGAAGGUUUUUUUUAACCUCACCUACUUUUUAAAAAGAUGUUGCAUCUGUACAGCAGAGAUACUUUUAGGGAAUAUGAAUAAAUAUAAUGAUCAUUUUUAUUGUAUGUGGCAUGUUUUGUAUGGAUAUUAUUUUGAAUUGUACAUAUUUUUUUCAGGAAGCCAGAGGUUGCAUCUCUUUAUAUACAGCUUUCCCACUCCCUUCCCCCCUUCAUCUUAUUUCUUUGUCUGCUUUUGUUUCUUGUAAAGGAAAAUAAAAUGCAUUUUAAAUA
Molecule: messenger RNA, 18124 nt
Organism: Perca fluviatilis (European perch)
Lineage: Eukaryota; Metazoa; Chordata; Actinopteri; Perciformes; Percidae
Gene: kmt2d
Product: lysine (K)-specific methyltransferase 2D
Exons: 53
Coding region: 137-15265 (5042 amino acids)
Biological process (GO): positive regulation of transcription by RNA polymerase II
Cellular component (GO): nucleus; MLL3/4 complex
Molecular function (GO): histone H3K4 methyltransferase activity; histone binding; transcription coactivator activity
Source: RefSeq, a predicted model, not a curated record